Molecule: messenger RNA, 3476 nt
Organism: Cyclopterus lumpus (lumpfish)
Lineage: Eukaryota; Metazoa; Chordata; Actinopteri; Perciformes; Cyclopteridae
Gene: prlrb
Product: prolactin receptor b
Exons: 9
Coding region: 256-1803 (515 amino acids)
Biological process (GO): cytokine-mediated signaling pathway
Cellular component (GO): external side of plasma membrane
Molecular function (GO): cytokine receptor activity; protein binding
Source: RefSeq, a predicted model, not a curated record
CUCCUCCCCUUCAUAACUCUUCAUGUAUCUCCCUCAGGUGAUAUCAUAUCGCGUCGGACACAGGUGUCAACGUCUCGUCUAUGGUCUUAUCAUGAAUGAAGAGGACUACAUUGUCCGGAACUACUUUCUCAGGCUAAAUGAAGUGAGAGUCGAGACUCGACCUGCGUAGGUCAAAACAAGACACGCCGUUUAUAUUACCCCAUUAACCACAAGCCGGGGAUGUCACGACCAGUGUGACAGACAGUCAGUCCCAGGAUGAGGAGAGAUCUUGGGCUGGCUUUGCUCUUGCUGCUGUCUGCAGCUGUGGAGUCCAACAAGUUGAUGUUUUGCUCGUCACGUGUGUUGCCAGGCAUGUCUCCACCAGGGAAACCAGUCCUGCUCGGCUGCAGGUCCCCUGAGAAGGAGACGUUUACCUGCUGGUGGGAGCCAGGCUCUGAUGGAGGGCUGCCCACCGCACACCGUCUGUAUUACGAGAGAGAAAGGUUGGAGGGAACGUACGAGUGUCCGGACUAUCAGUCUGCAGGAAGGAACUCCUGUUUCUUCGAUAAGGAACACACCUCCAUCUGGGUCGACUACUACCUGACGGUGAUGGCCUCCAAUGCACUCGGGAAUGCCACUUCAGAGCCUUUUAAGAUGGACGUGAUGGAAAUUGUGAAGCCCGAUGCUCUUGGAAAUGUGACGCUGCUGGUGGAGGAGAGAGAGGGCAGUCCACAUCUCCACGUCAGGUGGGAGCCUCCCUCUAACACGGACACCAAGUCCGGCUGGGUCACCGUUAAAUAUGAGCUAAGAGUCCGACAAGACGGCGGCAACAAGUGGACGGAGUACACGUCAGGUACACAAACCCAUUUCAGCCUGUACAGCAUCAGUCCCGGGGUUGUGUACACGGUUCAGGUGCGCUGCCGACUAGACCACGGCUCCUGGAGUGAGUGGAGCAACUCCACCUGUGUGAAAAUCCCUCACUAUAACCAGAAUGAGAGACCAUUUUGGCUCAUGGUUUCAAUCCUCUCUGCAAUUCCAUUAAUAACAGCAGCGUGUAUCUUGGUCACAAAGAGGAAAUUCGUGAAGCAGUAUGUUCUGCCACCUGUUCCUGGUCCAAAGAUAAGAGAUGUUGACGCUCAGCUUCUCAAGAGUGGGGGAUCCGAAGACGUCGACAAUGCCCUGAUGAUCAACCAAAGCUUUCCUCCUAUCGUGGCCUGGAAGGACCAAAUGGAGGAGUACCUAAUUGUGACUGAAAAUGACGAUGGGCUUCCCUCCAAUUCUCAAAAAAGGCAGAAAAGCUUCAUUAUUCCCGUUGGCUUCAACUUAGACUUGGAAAACAUCUAUUGUGAGGAGACCACAACAUGCCAAAACGCCUGGGAAAAGAAAUGUAACGAAAUGGAUCGCUUUGAAGUCGAUGACACCAUCAAACCCUUCACAAGCGGCGGCUAUGUGGAUAUUCAGAGGCGCGUGGACAACAUGCAGGGGGCGGACGUGAAACCGGUGGACUACAGCAGAGUGAAAGAGGUGAACGGUGACAACAUUCUCAUCUACGAGAAAGAAAACGUCCCGCUUGAGAGCUGCGGCUACAUCGAUGUCCAGAUACGAGGGAACAUCCCAGAGGACUACAGCAGGGUGAAGAAGGUGGACAGUGACAAUGUGGUCACCCUGCAGUCACGACACGCGUCCGUUGACACUUCCAGUAGAGAGAAGGGAAACCACUACACGGGCCGUGCCCUGCAGAAGACGAGAAAAACGAAUAUGUGCACGGAACUCAUCGAAAGCGGAUAUGUAGAUGCCAUCCACCCAUCGUCGAAUACAGGAUGAAUCGAUACGGCAUUCAGUCCAUAUCGAUUCAUUAUGUUCUCCAUAAAAUCUGCAACAUGGCUGUUAUGCAGAGGCGCACAAUAAGUGAGGCGGGAGUUCCAGUCGGUUUUUAAUUGAAUUGUACCGAGCGUGUUGUAAAAUUUGGCUACGUAUAUGCCAUAAUAAACCUAAUAUGUAUAAAUACCGUCAUCUAGCGGCAUCAUCACGUCCAACAUUUUAAUUUUGUCCAAUACUUUUGGUUUAUGACCAAAUACCUGAUAAGCUAAUGACAUUCAGCCUCAGCUGUACGUGUUUGUUUAGCACUUUUAAAUGUUAUCAUGCUAAACUUUAACCUACAUUACAACAUUACACCUGCUAGUGCUAAACAAUAACUGGCCGGAUCAAUUAAUCUGUUGGUUUUGGUCUUUGCAUGGGAUUUGUUGAAGCUACAAAGAGAUGUAUACAAUUAUGACCUAAUGAUUGGUUCAUUUAUUUGGGAUGUGCAGAAAAAGUCAUCACACCCACACUACGACAGAACAUUUUAAAUGCCAUAUUCUAACAUCGGGUCAUACUUAAGAAGAUUGUGCUUUCAGACAGAAGAUUUCUCUGGAAGAAAAUAAACAGACACAUAAAUAUGAUGGUAGUCCAAUCAACUAAACGGUUUACUAAUUCUGUAAGAUACUUAAAAAUGGCGCAGAUAUUUUUAAAGAAUGAUUGUUCCUCGAACUUAUAUGACACAUUGAGCAGGGGAUUAAAACAAUAAGUAAUCUUUAGUAAAGUAUUAGUAAGAAAAUUCAAAUAUGUUGACACAGGUGAGUGUGAGUUUUAUUUAAAUUUGUAUAGCAGACGGCAUUUUUAAAUGUUUGUACAUUGCACAUUUUAAGCACUGUGUUGAAUGGCACUUUGAAUAAUGCAGUUUAUUAAACAAUGGAUUAUUUAUGCUGUAAACAUGCAGAACAUAGUUUCAAAAGUGAUCUCACGGAAGAUGUUUCUUCUUUUCUUUCACCCAAAUAAACAAAAUGUAACUUUCAGAUUUUCCCACGAUUCUUUAUUCAGAUGAGAAAUUAAAUGUUCUAUAUUAUCUGUUGACAACAUAUUAAUCAUUUUAAAAUGACCAAAAACAUCAGUUUUAUCUUUCUUUGUUUAUUAAUGACCCACAUUCAUUUGAAGUAAACACUGCAUUUGUCCUCUUCAUGAAGACGACACUCUACAUUGAUAUUUUGCUUGAAGAAGAAAAUUAAUCAACUCCACAUUGUCUUUUACUUUCCUAUCAAACGUGCAACUGAACCAGCAGACCAUUUUAUUAUUUUUAAGUAUUGGUUGUAUCUCUGUUCUCCAAGGAAAUGCAGCCCCGAGUCCAUUUUACAUUCAGAGUUCAUAUUCAAGGAUUUAUUUAAAAAAAAGAAGCUAAAAUCAGGAAGUACAUCUUAACAUUAUUUUUGUUUCAAAUCUUCGUGUGUUUUUUUAAAUUCCUAUUGUUUCACAGUUUGGUCUCUCAUAACCACAGAAGCUAUUGAACCAUUGUAUAGUUUUUAAAGAAACAGUUGGAAGUUUGGGGAAUAAUGCUUAUUCGUGGAUUAGAUGAGAAAAUUGAUAUCAAUCACAUGUCUGAGCUAAUUAGCACACGCUAUUUUGUUUGUUUGAUCUUAACUAAAACUUGAAGAGAAAAAAUAAACAAUGACGAUCUGCCAUUU